UCAUCAAUGAUUUGGCUCAGGUAGUUGCAAGAGACACGUGUUUUAGAUUGGAUGAUAAAUUAAAAGAUCAGGAGCAAUACAUAAAUCUAAAGAAAGUUCGACAUUCAUCUUACAUGCAAGAGUACUAUGAGGGUAUGAAAAAUUUGAGAUCUUUGACAGAGCCAUGCAUUUACGGACCUUCUUACCAUUUCACUUACAAAAUAUUUCAGAUUACAAUUUGGCAAGCAAUGUUCCCCUUAAUUUAUUGCCGAAGCUAAGAUGCUUGAGGGUGCUCAAUAUGAGUAGAUAUCACAUCACAGAAGUCCCAAAUUCUGUUGGAGAUUUGAAACAUUUGCGAUACCUUAACUUUUCCGGCACCCUUAUUGAAGAAUUACCUGAAUCACUAGGCUCUCUCUACAAUCUACAAACAUUGAUGUUAAGAAAAUGUCGAAAUCUAAAAAAGUUGCCGACAGACUUGGGAAACCUAAUUGACCUACGUCAUCUCGAUACUAUAGAUGCACAUGCCUUGGAAGAAAUGCCACUGGGAAUAGGUAAGUGGGCUAGUCUUCAAACACUAUCCAAUUUUGUUGUUACUAAGAACAAUGGGCUUCGAAUAAGGGAGUUGGGGAACUUAAUUUAUCUUCGGGGGAAGCUUUGCCUAUCUGGGUUACAGAACAUGGUGGUUCCAUUAGAUGCAAGGGAGGCGAAUUUAAAUGAUAAGCAGGGCUUAGAUGUGUUAUCGAUGGAAUGGAGUGUGCACUCAGAUGAUUCACGAGAUGCAAGAGUUGAAACAGAGGUGCUUGACAUGCUACAACCUCACAAGAAUUUAAAAGAGCUCCAUAUCAAAGGCUACCUUGGUACAAGAUUUCCGACUUGGAUAGGAGAUCCUUUGUUCUCCAAUAUGGCUCACCUAAGUUUAAACAAUUGUGGAAAUUGUACAUUCUUGCCACCACUUGGACAACUGCUCUCCCUUAAAAAGCUUUUCAUUAGAGGUAUGAGUGCACUAAAGCAUGUCGGUUGUGAGUUUUAUGGGCAGGGUGGCGCCAAACCUUUUCCAUUACUAGAGACUUUAAGCUUUAAGGAUAUGCCGGAAUGGGAGUAUUGGUAUACUUUUGAAGAUAAGGAAGUUCAACCAUUUACUCAUGUUAUUGAGCUCUCCAUCAAAAAUUGUCCUAAACUUCUUAAAAUGUUGCCCAAUGAUCUACCUUGUUUGAAUAAUCUAGAUAUUACGGGGUGCCCGCAAUUCGUAGUUGAAGUUUCCAACCUCGUCCUCCCGUCACUCACAUCCCUGGUUAUGAAUGAUGUCCCUCUUACAAGCCUUCAAGUGGUCCUUGAGACGAGGAACAUGGUUGAUGAUGAAGUGAUGUUGGCAAAUGCAAAGUCUAAGCAUCUGAGUUCAAUAACUUCCUUAAGCAUUGGGAUGAUUAAGAAACUCGAGCUCUUGCCGAAAUGGGUUACUCAUGAGCUGAUGGAACUCAAAGCAUUAGAGAUCACAAGCUGUGAAGAACUUAAGACACUGUGGAAGAAUGAGGCAAGAGUGCAACACAAUCUCCCUACAUUCCGAUGUUUGAAAAUUAAAGGUUGCCCCCAACUUGUUUCAUUGUUUGAAGAAGAUGAGGAUGAAGAAAACAAAGGGCAACAUGAGCAGCAGCAGCAACAAGAGGGACUCCCUUGCAUAGUGGGGAGGCUUGAGCAUCUAAGAAUAGAUAAUUGUGAAAAGCUGGAGAAACUGCCACGGCUGCGACAUACCUUCACUUUUCUUCGAGAGUUGUAUGUCUUUGAUUGUCCAAGCCUCGACUCUUUUCCAGAGACAGGUUUUCCAUGCACGCUAAAAAAACUCGAGAUACGUGGUUGUGAGGCUCUGCAAUCCUUAUUCAGGUGGAUAAUGCAGAUUAAUGACAAUAAUCUUGAAGUGUUAGAGGUUGGUGGUUGUCCAUCCCUCACAUGCAUGAUAUCGUGCAGAGGUGGGGGGCUACCACUGAUCGACAAUCUAACAUUCCUAAAGUCAAGGUCGUUGAUGAUGAUGAUGAUGAGUGAUAAGCUCUGUGGAGAUUCCCACCGCAAUACAAAGCAGUCAAAUUGCCAGCAAUUUUUUGAAUGAGGGAUGGCUAUGCAUGACAAUGUAUUUUAAGGGUUUGUUAUGAGGUUCUAUUUCUAUGAUUCUGGCUCUUCCCAUACUUAUUGGAGAGAGACUUUCAUUGUUCAUGGCUUCUCGCAAGAGACCAUUCAUGAGUAGCUUCAAAAAACCACCACCAAGAAGUUUUGAAGAUCUAACUCCGGUAGCAAACUCUGAUUCGCAGCAUCAUUCAGCAAACCCUUCCAAUCAGGGAUUAUCAUUUGCUUCAAUUGGUAAUCUUCAAUCAAUGAACUCGAUUAAAGAUUCAUUGCCUGGCAUUUUCAAUUAGUGAAAUUGCAGAUCUAACUCUGGUAGCAAUCUCUGAUUCGCAGCAUCAUUCAGCAAAUCGUUCCAAUCGGGGAUCAUCAUCAUCUGCUUCAAUUGGUAAUCUUCAAUCACUGAACUCGAUUGAUAAUGCAUUGCCCGAAAAUUUCAAUUAGGUGGAAGGUGGCCAAGAAUACUCGGUAGAAAUUGACAAGAAACAUUUGAAAUGGAAUAAUCAAAUAGAUGUUGUUCUUAUCGACUCACUCUUGGACCAAAUGCUCAAAGGGCAAAAAAUUGGUGGUAGUUUUACAUCAUCUGCUUAUAGAGCUGCAAGCAAUUCGGUGAGUACCAAGUUUAGCAUACAUUGUGAUUCCAUUCAUGUAAGGAAUCGGUUGAAGACUUUAAAAAGGAAUCUUGCAAUGGCUAAAGAUAUG
Camellia sinensis is the source of this 2793-nucleotide messenger RNA. Lineage: Eukaryota; Viridiplantae; Streptophyta; Magnoliopsida; Ericales; Theaceae. The record is from RefSeq and is a predicted model, not a curated record.